Messenger RNA from Rhipicephalus microplus (southern cattle tick), 510 nucleotides. RefSeq lists its product as uncharacterized. Lineage: Eukaryota; Metazoa; Arthropoda; Arachnida; Ixodida; Ixodidae. The record is from RefSeq and is a predicted model, not a curated record.
AUGCAUAACGUCUACGGCAAGGACAUUCUUCCGUGCAUUGAUCCUCAAGUCUUUGGUCUCAUUCGGCGCGGUUCCCUCGAGAAGCGCAGAAAGAACUUGCCUGUUGAUGAGUCUCAAAAAACAUGGCUAUCUAUAAAAUAUUUUGCAUUGCCCUUUACAGGUGGAGGCACCUAUAGAGAAGAGAAAGUGUUGGCAGGAUAUGGGCCGGAUGACAAAGGAAAUCCAAAUGAUUCUUCUCCUUGCAAAGUUCAUCGAGGUAAAGAAAACUGCAUCUUCGACAAGCAUGGUUGGCACUACAACUGGUUUUACAGAGUCUGCUUUAUGGAUGACUCUACGCACUGCGGUUUCGGUGCAAAAAAGUUUGAUAGUUGUGAAAAGUGCAUGGAAACUUGCAGUGUGCCUGUGUGUGCUGAAAAAGUUCCACCUCCAGCUUCCUGGGAGCUACCUUUCAAACUUGGAGGGGUAUGACACUGGCCUAUUAUAAAUAAACUGCAGUUUUAUUGGAGCACA